UACCUAUCGAGUUUCACAACGUUCAACUUUCAAAUUUUAGUUCGUUGACUUUUUGUCUACGUUUACAGAGUGACAUAAUAAAAAUAUUUCAUAAUUUCGACCGUAUACCAUAGAAUCGUUAAGUUCUGCAGGAAUCUCGGGAAAAGGUUCCGGAAUGUAUGCACGCGAUCUUCAAAUAAUGGCAACCAGACAAGCGAAAUGAAGAAAACCCUUAUAAUAGCGAGGAGUCCAGUUUGUACUAUCGACGAUGAAUUAAAAAUGGGCUCAACGACCAUCGUGAUUCUUCGCGAAUGUGCGAUAAUAAGAUCUCCGCUAUCCACUCCGAAUACCUCGUGUAGAAAUCGAAAGCUCCGAAAAACUAUGCGCUGAUGAAGCAACAAAAUUCGUCCGAUUGAAAGAAGUUUCAGCGAAACUUACAAGCCGGAGGAAAAUUAACGCGAUAGAAUUUGGAGAGGUACCUAUCUUAAAAUUCAGAAUGGAAGAGAAAGACGAAGAAUCGGCAUCUUUCGAUGGAUCUGCUUAUAUCUUGACUUUUGAAUCACUCAAAGUGUCUCUGCAGAGAAAUGAAAGUAUAUCGGUAAUUGAUCAGCGACAAUCAGGCUCGUACAAAUCUACAGAGAGAGUUAAGUCAUCCUGCUGUAAAGGUGGAUGCUCAAAAUCGUGCACGGAGUAUAGAAAAACCAGUUGGAAUGGACCUCAAACGUCAGACCGGGAACCGCAAACGUUGCGUGAAUCAUUCUAUCGUCAAAAGAAGCCCGAGACAAAGCCCGCGGCAGAAGUGCCACUGUUCGGCCAACUGAAAACGAAAAUGAAAGAAACGUCGAGGAAGUUGCAGGAGACAACGAGACGUACCGCGGCGAGAGCGAGGUCCUUGUAUGAUCGCCUCAGACCGUGGCGAGUAUUGGGAUUCAAGUGCGACGUGAAAAAAUGCGAUAGCACGUUAAUGGGCUGCAGCGCGGGAGCUUGCAGGAAAAAAAGUAUGAUUUUCGGUGAACCCAGUCGUCGUCCGUGCGGUUCGAAAACGGCCGAUUCUUGCGUCAGCGACACCUCGACACUAUCGAGCACAAGUGAAGAUACCGUCUAUACUAUACCUCUCAUAAAUUCGAUUUGAUCGCUCAAAUGCCAUCGAAACGUCAAUCGACGGCAUUCGCCGUGCGCUUCGGGAGGAGAGGGGAAAAAAGAUAAAUAAAUAAAACUCUCGGGGAUUGUCAGGUGCGAUUCUCUGGUUUACGCGGGCGUUAAGUAGCGAUAUAUCACUGCCUAGGCGUACAGCAGGUAAAUCGACUUUUAUUGCUUUAUAGCGCUUGUAAGCCCCGCGCGCGCGCCAUUCCAAGUCGCACGUGUAAUCUGGAAUGUAAAGAGCUCGUUAUUACGGCGGUGCUAUUCAUGAAUCGGACUCCUAACUGACAACGAGACUACACACGUUGAUAGGCGGAUAUGACCGCGAUACUUUCUGCGGACGCGGCGCGAGUUAUCGCUUCGUCGAUUCUUUUUCUUUAUUUUUUUCUUUGCGUGCGACAGAAAAUUUCAAUUGUGCCCAACGAAGCACAUAAUUCACCUUCUACGUUAUAUUACUUAUAAAUUCUUGCGCCACUAUCCAACGCCAAACGACAUGGAAAGAACGAUUUUGCUGGAAGGUCUAAAAAUUCUGUUGGGAAUUCAAACUGGUUAUUAGAAUAUCAAAACGUUUUACAGUAAUGCUCAUCAUCUUUCGUUCUUUCCAUGCAGCCAAAAAUUUCAAUAUUAUAUCUUAAAAAAGCGUAUAAUUAAAUCAGCUGUUAUAGUAUAAUUAAAAAUCAUUUUCAAAAGAAAUUCAUUUAAAUUUGGUUACCUACAUUUUGGCAAAUUUUUUAAGGGGAAAUUUACGUUAAUUCAAAUUUAAUUAAUUUGUUUAGAAAAAUUUAUUUUGUUGACUCUUUUUUAUUCGGCUGUCCGAACGUCUAUACUUAUACCCGUAAUCGAGGAACGAAGAUGAUUCAUGCGCGACCUGUCCUGCACCCAAACCGAGGUCCCACCGCUCUCACCCGCGCGGAUCGCAUAAAUCGCGUGUUUUCCUUCUUAUUGGCUGAUUGAAUAAUACAUGUAACUGAAUAGUAUUAAACCGGCUGAACGGGACACGCAAGGUCCAUGACGCCUGUCAUGUCGGGCGGGUCAUGCGUCAGCAUUUUGACGAGUUGUUUAGGUCGGAUCAAUUUAUCGCUUAAAGAUACACACGGAAUAUGGCUGUUGCGCCUGUAUUUGUCGAUGCGGAAUUAACAACUGUGAUGUAAGAUAAGACCGCGGAUUUAUGAACGCUGUCUACUAUCAAUUCAUCAUUUCGCGUCCAUUAUAUACGUCCGCCUUGAACCAUUGGGCCAUUCGAUCGACACGUCACGUUCGUAACUAUUAUUUACAUUAUUGCUCAUAUUUCUGUGAAAUGAGAUAUCCUCAGUCAAUCGCCACUUAAUCUGACAAGGAUUUGAUUACGCAUGAGGAGGGAAAAUUUCCCCGCAAUUUUUCCAAUUCAUUGAAGUUUAUUCGAGAGGUGAUAGACACUCGCGACGCGCCUCUUCUGUUCAUUACAGUAUUUUUACGCGGAAUGAGACAUUAUAUGUAGUUGAUCCAAGCGUACGGCAUCUAAUGGUCCCCGACAUCCGUAAACGCGCGCGAGAAAUUACGGUACAAGUAAAACGUCAAAGUAAUACCAACUGAGAAAUAUACAAUUUCCAUUACG
Messenger RNA from Wasmannia auropunctata (little fire ant), 2713 nucleotides. RefSeq lists its product as uncharacterized. The record is from RefSeq and is a predicted model, not a curated record. The transcript is spliced from 6 exons. Bases 476 to 1111 code for a protein of 211 amino acids. Lineage: Eukaryota; Metazoa; Arthropoda; Insecta; Hymenoptera; Formicidae.